This is a messenger RNA of Aspergillus vadensis CBS 113365, 1389 nucleotides long. Its product is annotated as cytochrome P450. The transcript has 5 exons. Bases 1 to 1389 code for a protein of 462 amino acids. The record is from RefSeq and is a predicted model, not a curated record. Gene Ontology annotation, molecular function: iron ion binding; monooxygenase activity; oxidoreductase activity, acting on paired donors, with incorporation or reduction of molecular oxygen. Lineage: Eukaryota; Fungi; Ascomycota; Eurotiomycetes; Eurotiales; Aspergillaceae.
AUGAACCACAAGUUAAUCUCGUUCAUAUUGAUUCUUUACAGACUAUUUGAUAAGCGCGGCUCCAUCUAUUCAAGUCGCCCACCGAAUCACAUUGGCAACGAGCUCAUUGCGCGCGACAAUGUGCACCUACUCCUUAUGCCAUACGGACAGGCAUGGCGAAACCAGCGCAAGAUAUAUCAGGCUCUCGUCAACAUCUCCGCUGUCCGCUCGUUGCAGCCAAUCCAACAGGCAGAGUCCUCCCUGACUAUCUGUCAACUCGCCCAAUCCCCAGCCCGGUACUAUGACCACAUCCGCCGAUACUCGACCGGAGUCAUUCUCUCUUCGGUCUUUGGCGUCCGCGGGCCUGAGUUUAACCAUCCAAAAGUCACCCGCCUCUAUCACGUCCAGGACCAAUUCACCGCGAUUCUCGAGACCGGCGCAACCCCUCCCGUUGACGUCUUUCCUCUCCUCAAACGGCUCCCGGAUUUCAUCUCUCCCUGGCGGCUCUGGGCGCGCCGGAUCCGCGAGGAACAGCGCCAGCUAUAUUUUGAGCUACUACAGGACGCUAAGAAUCGACGGGCUCGCGGUGUUCGCCGGGAUUGCUUCAUGGACCAGUUGCUGGAUGAGGACUUUCGGAAGAAGUACGAGCUAGACGAUGAGCAUAUUGCGUAUAUUGGUGGGGUUCUGAUGGAGGGCGGGUCAGAUACAACCGCGUCCACGCUGCUUUCCUUCCUACUCGCCAUGACUAAGUACCCCCGGGUCUUUAAGAAAGCGCAGGAGCAAGUGGACAGUGUAUGUGGGCCGGAAAACUCGCCUUCCUUCGAGCAUCUCGCCGAGUUGCCUUACGUAAAAUACUGCGUCUCAGAAGUCCUACGCUGGAGGCCCGUUGCUGCGGGGGGCAUUCCCCAUGUUCUGGUCCAAGACGAUGAAUACGAAGGGUACCACUUCCCCGCGGGAACGACUUUCCUGGCAAACGCAUGGGCAAUCCACAACGAUCCAGAACUAUACGACCGACCAGAUGAGUUCCUCCCAGAACGCUACGAACGGACGCCGCUAGGCUUUAAGCCAGACGUCGCCGACGCAACGGCGGACGGCAUCCGCAAGACGUACGCAUUUGGCGCAGGGAGACGGAUUUGUCCCGGUUCACAUCUGGCGGAAAACUCCCUGAAUAUUAACAUCGCGAAAAUCAUUUGGGCCUUUGACAUUAGUCCUGGAAUUGACCCUGCUACAGGACGGCAGAUGCGAGUGGAGGAUGUCAAUGUCGAUAUCGCAACGCAGUGGACGGACGGGUUCCUUAUUGCGCCGAAGCCGUUCCCGAUUCGGCUUUCGGUCCGCUCAGAGAAGCGAAGGGAGGUGUUGGAUAGGGAGCUCAAGGAGGCAAGGAAGAUCUUUGAUUGUUAUGAAGACUAG